This is a messenger RNA of Manihot esculenta (cassava), 2095 nucleotides long. RefSeq names its product protein LOW PSII ACCUMULATION 1, chloroplastic. Gene Ontology annotation, biological process: photosystem II oxygen evolving complex assembly. The transcript is spliced from 9 exons. Bases 97 to 1422 code for a protein of 441 amino acids. The record is from RefSeq and is a predicted model, not a curated record. Gene Ontology annotation, molecular function: protein binding. Lineage: Eukaryota; Viridiplantae; Streptophyta; Magnoliopsida; Malpighiales; Euphorbiaceae. Gene Ontology annotation, cellular component: chloroplast.
UACUCGAGAGAGUACUCGUAGCUAUGACACAGAGGAAGAGAAUGGGGAGUUAUCUAAAGAACCAACUGAGCUAAACGGGUGACGUGUAAAAGCCCAAUGGCUCUAGCUGCUGUGGCGCUGAACAGCCAUCUGCUUUGCUUCUCAAAGUCAAGAACACCAUCUUCAUGGUUGCUUCACAAAACUAGCUUGUUGAGUACUCGAAAGAAGCCUCAUCUCUCUUUAACCUUUUGCUCUUCUUCUUCUUCUUCUACUUCUCAGUCGCCUGAAGCCAAUACUCAGACUGCCGAAUCCUGUGUCAAUUUGGGCCUCUCCCUGUUCUCCAAAGGAAGGGUUAAAGAUGCUUUAAUCCAGUUUGAAACGGCUCUUAGUUUAGAUCCCACACCUAUUGAGGCCCAAGCUGCUCUCUACAAUAAAGCCUGCUGCCAUGCCUACCGAGGGGAAGGGAAGAAAGCUGCUGAUUGCCUACGUACUGCUUUAAGGGAAUAUAAUCUAAAAUUUGGCACCAUUUUGAAUGAUCCAGACUUGGCUUCCUUUAGAGUUUUGCCUGAGUUCAAGGAAUUGCAAGAAGAGGCUAGGCUGGGAGGGGAAGAUAUAGGCUACAGCUUCCGUAGAGAUCUCAAACUUAUUAGUGAGGUCCAAGCACCAUUUCGUGGGUUUAGGAGGUUUUUUUAUGUGGCAUUCUCAGCAGCUGCAGGAAUCUCAUUGUUCUUUACAAUUCCAAGGCUCUUUCUUGCAAUUAAAGGUGGGGAAGGUGCCCCAGACCUCUGGGGAACUGCUGGAAAUGCUGCCAUUAAUAUUGGUGGCAUUAUCGUUCUAGUGGCCCUGUUUUUGUGGGACAAUAAGAAAGAAGAAGAACAAAUUGCGCAGAUAACCAGAGAUGAAACUCUAUCAAGGUUGCCUUUGUGCCUUUCCACUAAUCGGGUUGUUGAGCUUGUACAGCUACGGGACACUGUUAGGCCGGUAAUUUUAGCAGGGAAAAAGGAGACUGUUUCCCUGGCUAUGCAGAAGGCAGAGAGGUUUCGAACUGAGCUCCUUAGGCGAGGUGUUCUCUUAAUUCCUGUUGUUUGGGGCGAAGUUAGGGAACCAGAAGUACAGAAGAAAGGAUUUGGUGUUCCUAGGAAGGCAGCUGCUUCUCUUCCUUCUGUUGGGGAAGAUUUUGAGAAGCGAGCUCAGUCUGUAGUUGCAAAAUCAAAAUUGAAAUCUGAGAUUCGCUUUAAAGCGGAGGCUGUAUCACCAGUGGAAUGGGAAAGGUGGAUAAAGGAUCAGCAGAAAUCUGAAGGAGUUACUCCAGGUGAGGAUGUCUACAUAAUACUGCGCCUCGACGGUCGAGUUCGAAGAUCAGGGAAAGGCAUGCCUGACUGGCAACAAAUUGUGACGGAGCUGCCGCCAAUGGAAGCUUUGUUAAGUAAGCUAGAAAGAUAGAAGUUCCCGUCUCUGCAAUUACUUCCUGAAGUUUUCUCUUUUUUGGCUUUUUCCUCUCUGUAAUUGUUAUCAUAUGAUUUUUAUACCAUCCAUGGUGAUUGCUCAUUAUGCCCUCUCUGUUAUUCAAGUGAUUUUAUUAGAAAAGCUUGUUUCCUUGGUCCUUGGAGCUGCUUAGCUCCUCUUUUUUUUUUUUUUACUUGUAACUGCUAUCCUAUUGUAAAUUUCAAAUGGCAAAUAUUGAAGAGAAGGAAACCAAAAUUUGGCAACUGACAAAUACAGUGAUAGCACAUGCAUUCAGGUGUAAGUUAGAGCUGGGAUUUUUAUUUAUUCAAUUUCAGCUCAAAUCGCGAUGUCCCAAAUGCCUCGACGUUUCCUUUUGACCCUUAAGUUCUGGAUUCUUGAAAACUGUGCUACUUUGGAGUGCGAUCUGGUUCUUCUUUUUGCAAGAGUUUACGCCAUGUUUGGUUGGGGUGAAGGAGGAGGAUGCAACUUAUAUGUCCUGUUUGGAAAGAGGUCUGAGAGGUGUAUAUAAAGACAAAUAGGAGCAAGUCUUAUUUCUUUUUAUCCUUCAAAUGUCAAUUUUGUUUUAUACCUCAAAUUAGGGUGUAAAGGGGAGGACGUCAGACAAUUCUUCAAAAUUUAAUAUCCAUUAUCCUUAUGCAUUUUUUAUUAA